AUGCUAACGGCGCUCCUGGACCAGAAACAAAAGCAGCAGCAGGCUGAGAAUGCGGAGGGCGCCGCGGGGAAGAAAAAGAAGAAGGUUACCGCCGCGCAGUUGCGCGUGCAGCGAGACCUGCAGGAGCUGGCGCUGGGAAGCACGAUGAAAAUGUCCUUCCCCAACCCGGACGACAUCCUCAACUUCGUCCUCACUAUCGAGCCCGACGAGGGCAUGUACAAGGGCGGCUCAUUCCAUUUCAACUUUUCUGUGAACCAGAACUUCCCGCAUGACCCGCCAAAGGUCAAGUGCACGCAGAAGAUUUAUCAUCCCAAUAUCGAUCUGGAGGGCAACGUGUGUCUGAAUAUCCUGCGGGAGGACUGGAAGCCGGUGUUGAAUCUGAAUGCGGUGAUUGUGGGCAUGCAGGUGUGCUCCUUUCUCCCUUUGAUUAUUUUCCUCUUCCUCGAGCCCAACGCUUCCGACCCCCUCAAUAAAGAAGCCGCUGACGACCUGCGCACGAACCGGGACGCUUUCAAGAAGAAUGUACGCAACUCCAUGGCUGGAGGGAUGGUUCGCGGGGUGCAAUUCGAGCGAGUGAUGAAAUGA
Molecule: messenger RNA, 585 nt
Organism: Aspergillus terreus NIH2624
Lineage: Eukaryota; Fungi; Ascomycota; Eurotiomycetes; Eurotiales; Aspergillaceae
Product: NEDD8-conjugating protein UBC12
Exons: 3
Coding region: 1-585 (194 amino acids)
Source: RefSeq, a predicted model, not a curated record